CAGAUUUAUUUAAUUUAUUUAAAUUUCCCUUCUUCCUGUUUCUUUCGGUUUACUAUUCUUUCCCUCAGCAGGAGAAAAAAAGAAAAGCAGAAUAGGGAUUUAUGGAUAUGAGAGGCAGAGUGUCGUCGUCAUCACCAUCGAACAAGUCUCCGGUUGGAUCGAAUUUGGAUUUCUGUUCUAACUUUGGUCGUGUCUUUCUCAGUCAUCCGUUUGAUCGAUUGACGCCUUGGUUGCGGUUUUAUCUUCCCUAAUAGUUUCAACUUAAUAUAACCCCAGAUAUUAAGAUUGAGGUGUUGCUAAGGCUUUUCAUAGCACGGUGUCAAUAGCUGUAUAAGGAAGGCAUGCUGUGAAACAACAUGAACGCUAAUGCGAGCCCAUCCUAUGCCAAAAAGUUACAGGCGAAAGGUAAGUCUCCUGGUUGGGCUGCCUUUGAUCUCAAGCAGCGUCAGAAACAAGGUCUUCCGCAAGUCGGCAACGAUCCUUUUCCACCCUUACCAACCACUAGCACCACCUCCUUUCGUCCCUGUGGAAACCCACCGAGCAAUAAUGGUUAUUUUGAAGGAGCUUAUUCAUCCGUUUUGCUACCAUCCGCAGAUUUUCCAAGCAUAGCAGAGGAUAGUAAUUGCAAUAAAUAUACACGAGUUAGUGAUUAUGGUCAAGUUGAGGUUAUUGAAGAGAAGAAACCUGCUUUUGUCUUAAACCAUCUCAAAGAACUUCACAGUUGGGCUGACAAAAGCUUGAUCGAGGAUGUCAUGGCCGCUGUGAAUGGUGAUAUUGAUAAGGCCACAGUUUUCUUAGAAGAGAUUAUUUCUACUGACAACUCUGAGGAGAAUGGGGAAGCAAAGUAUUUCUCUAAUUGUGAUGAUUUUCAAUGUGACACAGAGGAAGAUGAGAGUGUUUUGUUAGGACGGAACUCAGACCUUGCUGCAGACAUAGCCGAUCUGAGCUCUACACUUGAGGAUGCUCUCAAAGGUAAUUACAAACAAUCGAAGAAUGUGCAUGCUGCUUGUGGACAUAGACUUUCUGAGGCUGCUGCUGCAAACAUGAAACUAAUUCUGGGGCACAUCAGAUCCUUUCCUGUUGAGCCUGAGUGGGAAGAGCAUGAUGUUUACUUGAGCCAUCGAAGAAAUGCACUAAGGAUGAUGAGGUUGGCAGCUCGGCAUUCCAGGGCAGCCACUAAUGCUUUUCUGAGAGGAGACCAUUUUUCUGCCCAACAGAACUCACUGAAGGCUCGUAAAGAAUGGUUGAAUGCGGAAAGACUCAAUGCUAAGGCAGCUAAGGAAAUUUUGAGUAUAAGAAAUAGUGAAAAUAACCCAUGGAAGUUGGAUUUGCAUGGUCUUCAUGCAGCAGAGGCUGUUAAAGCCUUGCAAGAACAUCUUAACAAAAUUGAGACACUCCUUUUAAAGGACCGACCAGUAUCACCUGGUAGAUUCAAGACAAAGAAUGGUAUUGUGAGUUCAUCACUUAAGCCCUUUAUUAGCAUAGACAUGGAGAACUUGGAUAAACAACAGGCAGGACUAAGGCAUAGAACAGUAUCAUUACAAGUAAUUACAGGCAUAGGCAAUCACAGUCGGGGUCAAGCUGCAAUCCCAACAGCAGUGAGAAGUUUCCUUAGUGAAAAUGGAUAUCACUUUGAUGAAGCAAGGCCAGGUGUAAUUUCUGUUCGCCCCAAAUUCCGUCACAGAUGAAUGAUCAGUUAACUCAUGGAUGUGCAGAAUCACAUCCUUGCAUCCUGAAAUGUAGUUAAAUGGCCAAAUGUAUAAUUUACCUCUCAUAUUUUUAUAAAAUGUCAUUUUACUCCAA
Molecule: messenger RNA, 1803 nt
Organism: Manihot esculenta (cassava)
Lineage: Eukaryota; Viridiplantae; Streptophyta; Magnoliopsida; Malpighiales; Euphorbiaceae
Exons: 5
Coding region: 357-1688 (443 amino acids)
Source: RefSeq, a predicted model, not a curated record